Molecule: messenger RNA, 9888 nt
Organism: Cylindrotheca closterium
Lineage: Eukaryota; Bacillariophyta; Bacillariophyceae; Bacillariales; Bacillariaceae
Source: the annotation of a GenBank genome assembly
AUGCCAAAGAGAAGGCUCCCAAACAGCGGCAAUCAAACGGACAACGAUUCCUCCCUCCGACAGCAAGGGAUAUUUUCCCGUUCGUCUUCCCGCAAGAGGAUAUCAGAAGUAUUCACCAAACUAGCAGAUGCUUUCAAUAAGCAUGCAGAGUAUCAUAAGACCACGAAAAGCUUUGUUCGACCAGACGAAGAAGAAGCGAAGUUGCCAGAACGAUGUCGCAAGGAUUUGGCAAGUGUCCGAGCAUUGCUGCCCAAACUUGAAAAGUGCUUUCCUCCCCAGCAGGCGGUCAAUUGCGAUGCUUCCGAUUUGGCGCAUUUGUGUAAUUUUUACGAGCGAGUCCUUAGGGGGGUGUACUGUCCUCAUUCUCCAGGGCUAUUUCAAUGGGGAAGGGUUCCAAAGGAUAUCUUUCUUCGGAUUCACUUGCUCCUACAUCAUUCCAUUUGCCCCUCGGUGGUCACGAAUGCGAGCGGGUCAUCAAGCAAGGAUCGUCCGCAAGUAGCAAUUUCAAUUGCGGAUACGAUAGCCCAGCUGCUCAGCUUCUUGGCUGAUGAUACGCUAAGGAAGUGGAUCGUGAAAGAUUUGGUUUCCUUGCUCAAGGACUCGACGGUGGUGAUAACGGGGAACAUAUUGCCAUCAACCAUUUUGGUGUGGGAAGAAACCGCCAAAGCGUCCGGGGGAAAGUCCAUGGCAUGUGAGCUCAAGUUAACCAGUAUCGAAGAGGCUUGGCUCCUACAAACAGUGGCCAUGAAGAUUCUACAGGAAUACCUGACAGUAAUCAAGGCCAAAGUCGUUGCGUCCUUUACGAAUAUGAACUCUAGUUUGGACGGAGAUCAAUCGAUUCUUCCAUUCGGAAACAUUGAUAUGAUAUUUUCACCAAACCUCAUGGACAAACCGUCGAUAGCCUACAUUCUUGCAAUUGUACGCCACAUGCUACUAUCGACCCCGCCAUCGGUUGUACGCAAAAAGCACCUGGUCUUCUUGCGCCAAUUUACCGCACUUGGCGUCCUGAGGCAACUGUUUGAUGAUUGGGGGCUUGAUUCUGUGGUAUCUACUACUCUUAUAGAGGCUUCGGUCUUGGCUGUACGGGCAACUAACGAAUACUUGUCAUCGACACGUUCGACAUCGACGGAUUACGAAAGCAUGCUGUUCCAGCUACUAGUACAGGUGCUGACUCGGCCGCCAAGAGUGAGUGGGGCAAACUGUUCUAGUGACACAAUAGCAUUGGUUUGUAGGCAUACACUGCUUCCACUCUUGGAAUGUAUCAAAUCAAUUGCCAAGAGGCGGGUCCAGGAACGUUCGACGCUGGACUCUGGAAUCUUUCAAUUGAUUCAUAUUGUGCUCCACGCACCAUCGGCAGCUGAGAUUCUCGAAACGGCUGCUAGCUUGUGCUUGGCCAAUGGGGUUAUUCCACAUCUGGUAAAUUGCCUAGGAGAUCUGAAUCUUGCUUUGUAUGCGAGUGGGGUGUUUGGUCGCAUAAUGGACGAAAGCAGUUUCGUGGAAGGGACACGAGAGUUGGCAAUGUUCACUUCUACCACCGAUCGAAGGGCCAAAGCUGACCGAGAUCCGAUCGCUGGCUCCAAACGGAAACGUGAUUCUCAACGGAAGGAAACUGCUAUCCCUUUACAGGCGCUGGAUAUGUCUCCCUCAUUGCGUUCUCCGGGCCGUCGUAUCUCGGUCUCACAAAUGCAACAGUAUUCCCCGUGGUUGAACACGUAUCCUUGCCAACUGGGCUCCGAGCUCAGACGAUUAUUGGAAACGGCAUUAUUUGCAGGCAGGAGAUUAGAAAGUUGGUUCAAGCAGGAAUCCAAACGUGAUGAUAUAAAGGACCAUGAUGUCGCAUUGCUGAUUGCAAGUAUUCGAUUGAUGCUUGGUCAAGUCUGGGAACAAUCGUCACGAAUCAGCAACGCCUCAUUCCUGCGCUGCUUCGAUGUUAUUCAUCUACUGCUGAAAUAUUUGAAAGGGUGCAGCGAUGAGCUGAUGAAAAGCGAUGUGAAGACUUGGUCGCCAUCACACCUCGUCAUCGCUCAAGCUGUUGCGUCGACUGGCUUGUACUUGCUAUAUGUAACCCAAGGCAUCUACAGCUUUUUGACCAAAGGCCAAAUAGAUGGUCUAAAGAAGGUAAUCGAGGAUUUCACACAUGUAACAUCAAGACUUGCACUGGCUGAUCUAUCAGCGGAGGCCGGUGGUCUCUUGACAUUGGAGAAUAUACCAACUUCGUACAGAGACUUCUCUCCCUCUGGGAUCCUUGGUCUGCAAUCACUCCAGACUACUGAAAGUGCUGAUAGUCACAAAAUGCAAGCCGGCGUUUUGUCCACCCUCAUUUUAAACGCGACGUCUUCGUUGCUUUUGACCCACUGGGAAAGAAAUUUCUAUCCAAUAGACGUUGACCGGUGCAUCAUUUUGUUUGACUUGCUACCUCUGCAAUCAAGGUCUUGUUUGCUCGCAUUCACAAACAUGCCUUCGAAGAACACAGACCAAGAAGAGAGAGAUUUGUUUGAGGCCAUUAUUGGGCGGAACUUCUCCUUGCUAUCUUCGCCCUCAGCGACUAGAGGAUUCUUGUGGACAAUUUUCUAUUCUCCGCUGUAUCUUAUGUCGCGAAGUCGGGCUGGUACUGCACAGGACUGUCGAGAGACUUUCAGUCGUCUGAUGUCUAAAUUGCUGAAAAGUAGUUUUGAACCAAUUGGAAGAACAAUUGACUCGAAAGAAGAAACUGCCGUCGAAGUUGUUCUUCUGACACUAACACGUCUGAAAGUAAUGUGCGACAGAGGUACUGAUGAUGACUACUUCACUUCCUUUCAUCAUCCGGCAUCCGUUGCAGAGUACAUUUUUGUGGGAAACGAAUGGUCAGAUUAUGCCUUCAACUCUGGAACAUUUCAGAACGAUUCAUGUCAUCUGCUGUGCGGUGCUAUGCUGUCUGUUGCGAAGAAUGUAGCACACGACCACGCCAAUGCAUCAAUCCGAAUGUUACGUUGGAAGUGCAUGGCAGCUGCGUGUAUUGGAUUGACGAGCGAAGAAAUCCGGCGACACACAGAAGUCAAUGCGAAACGUUCUCGAAUCCAAGAACCUGUAGGCAAUUCCAGCUCAUGCUUGUUCUGGCUACUUUCCAUACCCUUUUUAGACACCAACGCAAAUGUCAGGAGAGAGUUGUCAAUGAAGCUACAUCAGUUGAUAAUGUCUGACAAAUAUAGCCUCCUCUUUGCGCUAUUUGCUACUUCCAGGGAUACUAAAGCCCUGAAAGACAUCAGCAAUCCAAUCAGUAUGGAGAAAGCAGCAAUUCUUGGAUCGAACGAAUUGAAAGAUGCCGCUGAUAGAGUUGUUUCUAGCUUCUUUCGUUCCGUCGACAGUCUUCUACUCGAUGUUCGCAGCGUCGCAGAUUCACAACUGUCAUUCACCGUUUCCAAAUCAGAUGAAACAUCCCGGCACGAUCGACAGGCAUCGACCGAGAAAUUCUUGUUUCAGCGAACGGCCCUCACCAUCUUCAAGUCGCUUUGUGGUCAUGCGCUGUUGGAUGAUCCAGUUGGGGUGAACUUCUUCGAGAAGUCAUUCAUUAGGCUCGUUCGGAUGUGGGCGGCUCCCUUGGUUGAGAAGUUGACAGACCCUAUUUUUCCCGAUCUUCCAACCACUCCUGGAAGUCGUGGCCUUGCAUUUGGAGGGUUUGUCUGUGUUUCAAGAAUUCACAUGCUCCCUUCACUGAUAUUCGAGGAAUGUUUGUGCCCCACUUUUUUGGCUGCGAUAUUUUGUGAUAUUCUUAUCUUGAGUGCGAAUCAUAGCAAAGAAGUUCAGUAUUCCAUGCUACAAAACUUUAUACGAUCGAGUGUCGCUACCUCACGUUCAAAAGGGCGGAAGUUGAUGUACAAGUACACCCUCACUCUGCUUGACUUGCAGCUCCCAAGAAUUAUGUGCCAAUUUGUUGUUGAAGAGGAUGUUGAACUUCUUCGGUUGACGACUAGCUUUAGAGAGUUCCUUGAUGAACGUUCGAAGGAAGCAAAAAAGAAAAACUUUGACAGUAGAGGUCUAGUUGGAAGUUCGAACGAGUCACUUGAACGAAAAUCGGCCGCUUGCGACCUCAAUAGUCAUGAAUUAGAUCGACGAACAAAACGUCUUUGCCUUCGGCCGACAGUGAUUGAGCAAAUUCUGCCGCUUGUACUGAUGCACUCAAACCGCGGAGGUUUGGUUUUCCUCUUAAGCAAGGUUCUUUCGGGCAUCUCACUGAAGGAAAUCUUGCAAAACAGGGAGCAGCUUAUCCUGAAAGAGCUUGUUUGGGCACUGGGAAGCGAUACUGAAAUAAUUGGAUCAGUCUUACAAGCCAUCAAAGUUGCAGCAACUGCACUUCUUUCAGAGACAAAGCGGUCAUUGUCGAGUGACGCCUCAAACAACAAAGAUCCUUCCCUUGCUUCUCAGUGGGUGACUUCGCAUUUCAUGUAUCUUCUGGUAAAUGUGAUCCAAUAUAGAUGGAAGGCUCGAACGAAGAAAGAGCAGCUCCAAGCAAUUCGGUGCAUGUAUAAAGCCUUGAAUAUGCUCCAACCGUCAGAGGCAGCUCAGUAUUUUCCACAGAUACUCCAAAUUGCCACAAUUUCUAGUACCGAUGGUUCCGGAUUGUCAGCCUCUGAAGCCUCGCACUUUAAUUGCCUUCGACUUUUCGCGGUGAAGUCCUUGUCGAAGUUCGUACGGCUGGUCUCGGGGUGUAACUUGGAAACAAUUGCUUCUAACUUGACAACUAUUGUUGUCACUUUAAUCCCAAUUGUCAGUGAGAAGAUCGACAAGAAUGGUAGUUCAGGUCAUUGGGCUCUGAAUGAGGCACAAACAGAGGCAGUGAAGCUUCUUCAGUUUCUUGCAAGCGGUGAAAUCGGGAAGGCACUAUCUCGAUGUUUCAUAGAGAUUCCCUUCCUACCUCAGCUGCCUUUGUUACAAUCAGUUCACGAUGCUUUGAGAAGCAACAAAGUUGAUUUCGACAAUCUUGCGUUGCUUUCUUCCCCUACACCAGUCGAGGAUUCUUCAAGAAGAACGAGUGCAGCUAGUGACUUUUCGUCAACGAUGGAAAGCAAAUCGACUACUUCACUGGGGAAUAUGGACAAACUUAAUGGACUCCAGAGACGUCUCUAUACAAUGGCAGCGCUGCUCGACAACGAAAACAUUAGCGUGAGAAAUGUCGUUCUUGAGCAUUUGACAGACAUACUGCGUGCAAAUAGAGAGGCGUUCCAUAUGAUUGUCGAAAAUGAGGGAUCAGACUCCACGAAGCACUAUAUGACAGUGAGGUAUAAAGAGAAGAAUCUCAAGGAGGAGAAUCAACGCGCAACAGACUGGACAUCACGAGGCACAAUCGUGAACUUGAUGGAAAAAUUGUUGUCGAGAUGUGUACAAGAAACCGAGACAAAGACUCGCAUAUUACUUGCGAAGUGCUUGGGAGAGGUUGGGGCAAUAAAUGAACUGAAGAUGGGUGAUUUGAAGAUUGGCGUGGCAAUAGAUUCUGAAUCUGUUGAUUCACCAAACAGCAUGUACCAAUGGAGGCUUGAUCAACCGCCUUGGCAAUCUCGAGCUGCAAAAUACGAGUUGCAACUUGUUACAAGGCAUCUGGUUAUUGCUUUACGUUCUGCCCCAUCUUCAUCUGACCAACACAAGAUUGCAUUUACAAUUCAGCAACUGCUGGUACUAUUAGAUCGAUCUGCACGACAAGCAGAAGAUGUCGAUGUCGAAGAAGGUGCAAGGAAUACGAGCGUCAUGUCAAAAUGGUUGAGAAGCAAGUUGGUUGAAAGCAAUGUCUUGGAAGUUGUAGAGCCGUUUUGGUUUUCUGAGUUCCAUGAGAAGUCUGAAGGUUACGUUACAAGGGAGCCGCCAUUCUUCGAAACUUCGAAGUCAUACUACGCAUGGCUCUCCAAUUUCUGCCGAUGGAUGAUCUCAAACUCCUUUAGCGACGAAGACAGCCCAUGGAGAGCAUUCUUUCACGGUUGUAGAACUGCGAUUAGGACUCAAGCCGGAGUUUCAUUGGCUGAGUUUAUCCUACCGCUGUUACUUCUAGACCGCAUAUGCUUCGGAUCAGAUAUAGAAGAGGAAGCCAUUCGCAACGAGAUGUUGGCCGUUUUUUCGUUAGAGUCUCCGAGUACAACAGACAUGAAUCACAGUGAUCGGCAAAGGGCCGUAAACGUUCUUUUUGUGAUGAUGGACACUCUAAACUAUUGGGAAGAACGUGAAAUCGAGGACCGUUUCAAGGUUUCAAGGUCAAAUUCAAACAAUUCAAGGCGCAAAGCGACCGAAUCAAAACCUACCAAUGACAACUCUAAGAAGGGUGGUAGCUGGCCAGCGGAAAAGUCCAUAUCCCGAAUCGAAGAUCUCCUAUCAAGUAUCCCACUCUCUGUUCAGGCAGAAGGCGCCGCUCGGGUUGAUAUGCAUGCUCGAGCCCUUCGGCUGCUUGAAAUGGCUGGUCGACUAAAUAAGGUCGAAGAGAUUUUCGAAUUAAAUGGCGUUAAAGGAAAGGGGGCCAAGAACACGACCGUCACGAUUGAAUCGUUUCAGUCUGGAGAAGCGCUUGUUGCCAGUGCCAAUGACGCUGCGUUGAUGAAAGAAAUUUUAGCACGUUUGGACGAUUGCGAGACAAUGCUUGCACUUGGCGGAGAUACAUUCACUGCAAGCCCAUCGCUUCAAGCUCGAGAUAGCAUUCGGCAAAAGGAAGCUUCUGGUGAUUUUGAAGGUGCGUUGCAGGACUAUGAACGUGCUAUGCAACUAGAGCACACAAAAACAAAAGACCUUGGCUUACGGAGAGGGAUUCUGCAAUGCCAGCUCGAACUAGGGCAAUUUGAAAGUGUACUGAACCAGGUUGCGGGUCUAACUAGCAUGCAACAUUUGCAAAAGACUCCCGUUGCUUCAUUUGCUGUCGAAGCUGCCUGGCGUCUUGGCAGGUGGGAAACACUCUCUGAUUUGAUUACAGAAAACGACAAAGCAUCUUGCAAAGCAGAUGUACAUGACUUCUCCAUUGGCAAAGCGAUGGUAGGACUCUACGAGAAAGACGAAGAAAUGGCCAGAAUAGCCUUAGAAUCCUCGCGCCUUGACGUUAUGGAGGGUCUGUCAAGUAUGGCGAGGGAAAGCUAUUCUAGGAGCUACACAUACAUGGUCCGUCUGCAGUGUAUUCGAGAGAUAGAAGAUGCUUCCCACAUGUUGUGCUGUAGAGAAACUCAAGACUCAUUCACAUUGAGCGAAGUCGCGCAUUCAACACUACCGGAAGGGUGGGCGUGGGCAGAGCGGCUGAAUGCUACUACUGCGCAAGGGGCUUCGAAAGUGAUCAACUCAAGGGUGGCAAUUGCUCGGCUAUCGGACGAACCUGAAUUGGAAGCAUCACUGUUUCUAAACAUCGGAAAGCGGGCACGGAAAAGACAGCUACACUCGAUCGCUGAGAACUUCUUCUCCCAAGCUCAGGCAGCUUUUGCCAAAAUACGAAGUGGGGAGAUUGCUAAGACCUCUAGGCUCGGAAGCAUUGUCGACGCCACGAGCAUCCAAGUUGCAAAAUUGAAGCACGCGACAGGUGAAAGCGCACUUGCGUUCAAGAUUCUCGGUCACGAGUCCAUGCAGAUCACACUGGACAAGAUGCUCUACGAUUCUGAAAACCCAGACAGUCUCAAGAAGAUCGCAGUGAAAUACGAAAGGCAGCGUCUCUCAGUGAUUGCAGCAUUAAAAGGGCAAGUGCAUGAAACUGAUGAUACGCUUACUGACCGCUUUGCAAGGAGACUGCUACGUCUCACUCAAUGGACUGUUGAAGGGGGUUUACGUGGAGGAUCUGAAAUUACGCGACGAUAUCGCAUUAUCCACAGACUUGCACCAAAAUGGGAAAAAGGUCACUUUCACUUUGGGAAAUACAUUGAUUCAAUGAUGCAGUCACGGGUGGUCGCUUUGGCCAGCGAGUAUUUUGACGAGAAAGUUUUACAUGGAGUGGAUGAAGAUUUGGUUCGGACGAGCGUAAUAUACCGUGACUCAGUUUGCCAAGAGUAUAUCUUGAAUGCAAUGAAGCACUACGCUAUUGCCUUGAGACUAGACUCCAAACACGUUUAUCAAGCUCUACCACGACUCCUUUCCCUAUGGUUCGACUUUGCUUCAAUAGACCCUUCCAACCAGAUAGUCCCGGAGGAUUUCAAUUCUUCAGGACACGACAAGCUAUUGAGUAGGAACAAAAAUGAAGCAAACAAAUAUAUGGCGAAUAAUUUGAAGGAAAUCCCUCCUUCUGCUUUCUAUACCGCUAUACCACAGCUUGUAUCGCGAGUAACACACAGAGAUAGGGAUACUUCCAGUGUUGUUUAUGGAAUCCUAAAGCGAGUGCUUGUGAAGUUUCCGCAACAGGCAAUGUGGCCGCUAGCUUGCCUAAAGGGAUCGAAAAAGAUAGAGCGACAAGAGAAAGGAGAAAGCCUGUUCAAGGAGGCGCAGAAAAAUCUAGGCAAAAAUCACAAAAGGAUGCAACAGAUGCUGCUUGAAUCGACAAGUCUGUUCAAAUAUCUUAAAGAUUUGGCCACCUUAACGUCAACUAAUGGAGAUUCUCUUAACGUCAAACCGUGGAAGGGAAGUGUUGAUCUCUGCGAAUUUGUUGCGCCAGUGCAAGCAGCACUAUCUAUCUCUCCCAUGUCGAACAGCAGUAGCCCCAAGGAUUUCUUCCCACGCAACAUUCCUCGAAUGCGUGCAUUCUCAUCACGCGUCGCUGUGAUGUCAUCAAAGGCAAAACCAAAGAGAAUCAAAGCGUUUGCAGUACCAGGGAGCUUCCAGCAAACAAAGCGAACUAAAGAACCUUACAAGGUUUCGUCGUCCAACCCAUUGUCAUGUGAUGUUGGAGAAAUCCACUUCCUCAUAAAGAAAGAAGCAAAGGGUGACUUGCGAAAGGACGCUCGUGUUCAAGAUUUCAAUAACGUUAUCAACAGGUUGAUGGCAUCCUCAAGUGAUGGCUCCAAGUCUACACGACGACGAAGACUUCACCUACGGACUUUCACUGUGACCUGCCUAUCUGAAGAUACAGGAAUUCUUGAGUGGGUGCCAGAAACGGACUCUCUUCGAAAUUUGGUUCAGCAAGCUUAUAACCCCCAGACAUCGCCAUUCUGCCGUUGCCGACGAGGUGUGCGCCUUGCCAACUUUGGAGAUGCUGCUCUGCGUUCUAACUAUGACCGCUGUCAGGCUACGUACUUCAAGGAUGGAAACCUGUUGAGAGCAACACAAUUGUUCCAAGAACUUUGUUUGAAGCAAUAUCCACCACUACUUUAUUGGUGGUUUGUGCAGAAAUUUCACGAUCCAAACAGUUGGUAUGAAGCGAGGAAUCGCUUCACUCUCAGUGCUGCUGUAUGGUCUGCGGUUGGUCAUGUCAUUGGCCUCGGAGAUCGGCAUUCAGAAAAUAUUUUGGUAGAUACCACUACUGGGGAAUGCGUCCACGUUGACUUUGAUUGUAUCUUUGACAAGGGACUCAACCUGCCAAAGCCAGAGGUGAUUCCAUUCCGUCUAACAGCCAAUAUGGUAGAUGCAUUUGGGCCGACAGGUGCGGAAGGUAUCUACAGCGCCGGUUUGCAAAUAGCAAUGCGAACACUCCGUGACAAUCGUGACUUGCUGCUUUCUGUGCUUGAACCAUUUCUCAAAGAUCCAGUAAUCGACUGGAAGCGGUACCGUAGCCAACAAAAAGGCAAUUCUUCAACAGAUCAAGCAAAGAGGUCGAUAAAGGUCAUUGAUGAGCGAUUGCGAGGGAUCUACAACCUUCGCAACCCGAAUCUAAAGAAGUAUAGGCGCACUGAUGGACUAACGACUGAUCAAGACGACGAGCUCACCCACUUGGUUCCACUGUCAGUAGAAGGUCAGGUGAACAAGAUGAUUACGGAGGCAACUGCUCCAGAGAACUUGGUCCAAAUUUACGUUGGGUGGAUGCCUUGGGUGUAG